Molecule: messenger RNA, 540 nt
Organism: Trichomonas vaginalis G3
Lineage: Eukaryota; Parabasalia; Trichomonadida; Trichomonadidae
Product: nitroreductase family protein
Exons: 1
Coding region: 1-540 (179 amino acids)
Molecular function (GO): oxidoreductase activity
Source: RefSeq, a predicted model, not a curated record
AUGGCAAUUUCUGCUAUCGAAGCUUGUAGAUCAAUCAGAUGCUAUGACCCAGAGUAUGCUAUCCCAAAGGAAGAUAUUGAAAAGAUUCUCAAGGCCGCAUCAAACGCUCCAAGUACAUUGAACUGCCAAGACAUUGAUUUUGUUGUUAUCACUAACAAGAAGGUCUUACAAGACAUUAACGAUCAAGUCUUCGACAAUUUAAAGCCACAAGUCCAACAGAGAUAUAUUGAUAGACAGAUCAGAUACCAUACAAGCCAGAAAAUCAUGUAUGAUUGCUCUGCUUGCAUCCUCCUUGUCAAGAAUGAGCGUGCAACAGGCAUGGAACAAGUUAAUGCAGGUAUUGCUUUGAUGGCCAUCCUUACAGCUGCUACAGAACUUGGUCUUGCAUCUGUUCCAAUGGGUAUUCUUGUUCGCCCAGAAGUCGAAAAGAUUUGCAAUUUACCACAAGGCUCUUUGGUUGUUGGCCUUGGUCUCGGAAAGGCCAGAUCCACAGAUGUUGAUCCAAAGCCUAACUUAAGAAAGAUUUCUUAUAUAGAAUAA